Molecule: messenger RNA, 1934 nt
Organism: Daldinia caldariorum
Lineage: Eukaryota; Fungi; Ascomycota; Sordariomycetes; Xylariales; Hypoxylaceae
Product: MFS general substrate transporter
Exons: 4
Coding region: 281-1738 (485 amino acids)
Biological process (GO): transmembrane transport
Molecular function (GO): transmembrane transporter activity
Source: RefSeq, a predicted model, not a curated record
CAUUUCAUGUUGUUCGUUCCUUGUACUUGGGCUGGCAUAUCAACACAAGCUAGCUAAUUCGAGUUACUUGCAUGGAAAAAGGCUCGGUUCGACCCCUGUUCGCUCGCAAUGCAACAUCAUUCUAAUCUCACCGUUUUUAUUUUUAUUUUUUUCUUCGUCCUUAUCACUCCGGCGUUAGGACGGAAGCCAACGUAGUCCAACGUUAUCCAGCAUCUGAUGCCAUUGCUUUUUCGGUGUGACUCAAAUCUAGUAGAUCGCUCGUAUAUAAUGAGUUAGAAUAAUGGCUAGCGAAGAGCCGCUGCCAAGCUUCUACCGACGGUCUACGGAUGUCUUUGAUCGACUUAGCUGGACACCUCCCUGGGUCAAAUGGGACCCUGAGGUGAAUCAUGACCUUAGUUGGGGGAUGAACAUCCUAUUCGGAUUGUCGGCAUCGUUUAGUGUCGCAAAUUUGUACUAUAGCCAUCCUAUCUUAAACAUCCUCGCAGAUGACUUCGGUAUUUCAGAUCAACGUGCUUCGUUAGUACCGACUAUGACGCAAGCUGGAUAUGCUGCUGGACUUCUCCUGAUCGUGCCUGUUGGAGAUAUCGUCCGACGACGGCCCAUGGUUCUAAGUCUGAUAUUUAUAACAUCUCUAAUAUGGCUGGGCUGUACCCUCACCCAGUCUUUCUCCUCAUUCCUCGGCCUCUCGUUUGUUGUCGGUCUCUUAACCGUGACCCCACAACUCAUGUUCCCGUUGGCGGUCCAAUAUGCCCCACAACGGCACCGAACUACUAUGAUCUCGGUGGUCAUGUCCGGUCUCGUGUUCGGUGUCCUCGUCGCGCGUCUUCUUAGCGGUAUCGUCACCCAAUACACUUCGUGGAGAAACGUCUAUUGGAUCUCAUUCGGUCUUCAGAUUCUAGUCUGGAUUCUGCUGUUCUUCACCAUGCCAGAUUAUCCGACUUUAAGCCCCGAUACAUCUUAUCCGAGGAUCCUCCUGAAGAUUGUUACUCUCCCAUUCCUCAAGCCCGACCUUACCCAAAUGGCACUUGUAGCCUUCUUAACAUCGGGAAUGUUUACAUCUUUCUGGACGACGUUGACGUUUCAACUAGCCGACGUCUUUCACUUGUCGACGUUGGCGAUUGGCUUGUUCGCUCUUAUCGGCAUUUCGCCCGUGUUCCUUAACCCGGUCAUCUCUCGCUUGCUGAUCUCACGCCUACAUCCGCAUGGUACGCUUAUCAUUGCGCAUCUAAUGACCAUCGCCGCUAUUUGCAUCGGUACAUUCGUCGGCACGUUUUCGCUCGCGGGCCCUGUCAUCUGGGCAUUCUUCGGUGACCUUGGAAUGAAUACGAUCGUCGUUGGAAAUCGGGUUGCUAUAGCACAUGUCGACCCUAAGGCCCAGAACGCUGUGAAUUCUGUUUACAUGGUUCACACAUUUUGUGGCCAACUUUUUGGUACCGCGGUAGGCAAUGCGCUUUACGCCAAGGGAGGAUGGACAUACUCCGGUGCCUUUAACAUCGCGCAAAUGAUAGCUGGGUUGCUGGUACUAUUUUUGAGGGGACCACAUGAGAGACGUUGGCUAGGUUGGAGAGGCGGGUGGGACAUGAGAAAGCCUAAGACCGAGGAACAUAGCUUGCCUGCUGGAGCACAACGUGACGUGGAAGCAAACGCAGAGGACGUAGCUACUGAGAUCCCCACAGAAUUUCCUACGGAAGAUGAAGGCCCUAAAGAGAAAGCAGGGGACAACGAUGAAGAGAGAUAGUUUCUUUGCAGUUAAUGGGUAAAUCUGGGCCUUUUUGCUUGGCGUGUCAUCGUUUAUCUAUUAGGGAAAAUUGAUCAAGUAUCUCAAGUAUCUCACGUAUUUCCUAAGAAAUCAUCGUAGAAGACGAUUGUAUUAUUUAUAGCUCUGCAACGUCGUAGUGUUUUCCUUAUGGAAUAUAACUCCGAGUUCCAAUUCA